AUGGAAGCUGCUAAAGAACCGGGGCUCAGAAACCAGACCUACUUCACCUUGCAGGGGUUCUCCCACCUUGCCGCUCUUCAGGUCUUCCUCUUUGAGGGAAUUCUUCUGAUGUUCCUAGUCACGAUGGCAGGGAACUUUCUCAUCAUCAUAGUUGCAACCACUCACCCUACCUUGCACACCCCCAUGUACUAUUUUCUCAAAAACCUGGCUUUGAUUGAAAUUUGCUUUACGCUAAACAUAGUGCCCAAGAUGCUUGUGGAUUUGUUGUUGGAGAGAAAGGUCAUCUCCUUUUCUGCCUGUGCCCUACAACUUUACUUUGUCAUAUUCUUCAUCACUUCUGAAUGUUUCCUCUUGGGUGCCAUGGCAUAUGACCGAUAUGUGGCUAUAUGCCAUCCCUUGCACUACACCGUAACAAUGAACAGGAGAGCGUGUCUUCACAUGGUCAUAGCAUGCUGGAUUGCUGGCAUUCCACUUUCUGUAGGACUCACCGGUUGGCUAUUUAGCUACCCCUUUUGUGGCUCGAAGGAGAUUGAGCACUUCUUUUGCGAUAUCGUUCCUGUUCUGGAUCUGGUCUGUUCGGACACAUACUUAUUUGAGCUUCUUGUGUUCGUUGCUACUGUUGUAAUUGUUUUCAUCCCAUUUAUCUUGAUAGCAGCCUCUUACAUCCAGAUAAUCCAUACCAUCUUCCAAAUGCCGUCUGCCAAAGGAAGACCCAAAGCUUUUUACACCUGUGUUGCUCACCUGGUGGUGGUGACACUGUUCUACUGCACAACUGGCUUGGUACAUUUAAAGCCAAGGUCCAGCCUCUUGGCAAACAGCAGGAAAUUGGUGGCUCUUUCUUACACAGUAGUAACUCCUAUGCUGAACCCAAUCGUCUACAGCAUACGAAACAAAGAAGUAAAGCAUGCUCUGAGGAAGACAUUUGGGAGGAGACCAUUCUUCAUCAAGGUGCCUCUGCCUAGAUAG
Molecule: messenger RNA, 966 nt
Organism: Phaethon lepturus (White-tailed tropicbird)
Lineage: Eukaryota; Metazoa; Chordata; Aves; Phaethontiformes; Phaethontidae
Product: olfactory receptor 10A7-like
Exons: 1
Coding region: 1-966 (321 amino acids)
Biological process (GO): G protein-coupled receptor signaling pathway
Cellular component (GO): membrane
Molecular function (GO): olfactory receptor activity; G protein-coupled receptor activity
Source: RefSeq, a predicted model, not a curated record